UCUCAUAGUCUCCGGACUCGACCAGCUGAAAUUGCAUUGUAAUACACUGAGCUUCUGAGACGGAGCUGUGUAGAUCAUUUUGUUGUUUACGUUGAAUCUCCAGAGACUAUCGGAUCUAUAUCUAUACAUGUUGUAUUAAAUACGUUUCGGAAUUGUGUCAUUUGGAGAAUCAUGGACCGUGAGUGGAGAAGCGAUUGGGUUUUAAAUCUCGUCAGCGACUAUUCUUCUCUCAGUCUCACCUCUUGUCCGAGAGCGUUUGACUGAGCCGAUCAAGAUAUAGGCUGGAGCGGCUUUAUUCGUUUCUGCAUCAAGUCAAGGUCUUUUCACUCGUUCGGUGAAUAGUUAACUAAAGCGAAAUUAUUUGUAUUAAAUAACCGAGGAUUUGUAUUCAAACAGCCGAGGUUUCUUUCAACUCUUACGUCCAGGAGCUGUCCAGCUUGACGGUCAGACUGACCAGUACUCAGUUGUCCAGAAAAAUGGAGGCUGUUAUUGAGAAAGAAUGCAGUGCACUGGGGGGACUUUUCCAAAGUGUGAUAGGCGACAUGAAAAACAGCUACCCCAUCUGGGAAGACUUUAUCAGCAAGGCUGGGAAACUACAAUCUCAACUCAGAGCGACCGUGGUUGCAGCUGCAGCGUUCCUGGAUGCCUUUCAGAAAGUGGCUGACCUGGCCACCAACACACGAGGAGGCACCAGGGACAUUGGUUCAGCUCUAACCAGGAUGUGUAUGAGACACAGAAGCAUCGAGGCCAAGCUCAGAGACUUUUCAAUGGCUUUCAUGGACUGCAUGAUCAACCCUCUACAGGAUCAGAUGGAGGAGUGGAAGAGAGGAACUAACACACUGGAUAAGGACCAUGCUAAAGAGUACAAGAAAGUUCGGAGUGAGAUCAAGAAGAAGUCUUUAGACACUCUGAAGCUACAGAAGAAGGCAAAGAAAGCUGAUGCCCUGGGUCGAGGAGACGUCCAGCCUCAGCUGAACAGUGCCAUGCAGGAUGUCAGUGAUAAAUACCUGCUGCUGGAGGAGACAGAGACACAGGCCGUCAGGAAGGCCCUCGUCGAGGAGAGGAGCAGGUUAUGCACCUUCGUCUCCAUGCUACGACCUGUCGUGGAUGAGGAGAUCUCCAUGCUAGGAGAGGUCACCCACCUCCAGACCAUAUCUGACGACCUCAAGAUGCUGACCAUGGACCCUCACAAGCUGCCCCCCGCCAGCGAACAGGUGAUUCUGGAUCUGAAGGGCUCUGACUAUAACUGGUCCUAUCAGACUCCUCCCUCCUCCCCCAGCACCACUAGAUCCAGGAAGUCCAGUAUGUGCAGCAGUCUGAACAGCGUAAACAGUAGUGACUCUCGCUCCAGCGGCACAUCCCACUCUCACUCCCCCUCCUCCUCCUCCUCCUCCUCCCACUACGGCUACCGUAGCUCCACCCUGCCCCAGCAGGCCGCGGCACGACUGUCCUCCAUGUCCUCCCACGACUCAGGAUUCAUCUCCCAGCCAGACACCUACACCUCCAAGUCACCAUCACCCAUGUCCCAGGAGACACUACCGCAGCCUUGCUCCAGCUCUGGCUCGUCUGAGGCCUCUGAGACCUGCCAGUCAGUCAGUGAGUGCAGCUCUCCCACCUCUGGAGGGCCUCUGGCUGCAGUUGACAAGUUGUUUAACGGGUAUGACCACUACGGGGAUCACCAUCAUUCAGACUCUUCAUACCUGACGGGAGGGGGCUCAGGCCAGGGGGGGUCCUACCUGACGGGAGGGGGCUCAGGCCUGGUGGGGUCCUACCCCCUCUUCCCUCCCUCCUCCCAUUCCUCCUCCAUCACCUCCUCCUCCUGUCCGUCCCAGUCGUGGUCCAGGCCGGGCUCGGCCCUGCUACCUGACUACCCUCAUUACUGCACCCUGGGGCCUAACAUGGUCCCCACCUCUAAAGUCCCCAGUUGGAAGGACUGGGCUAAGCCAGGACCCUAUGACCAGCCCAUGGUGAACACCCUUAGAAGGAGGAAGGACAAGGAUCCUGUACCAGCAGACACCAGCUAUGUCCCACUACCACUACCUGCUGGAGUCAUCCCAGCACCAGGGGGCAGGAGUCUACCACCUCCUGCUGGAGUCAUCCCAGCCCCAGGGGGCAGGAGCCUACCACUACCUGCUGGAGUCAUCCCAGCACCAGGGGGCAGGAGUCUACUACUACCUGCUGGAGUCAUCCCAGCACCAGGGGGCAGGAGUCUACCAUUACCUUCACCACCCAAGGUGUGUGAGAUGGAGGCCCAUGAGGAGCUGGCCCUGGCCCUGUCCAGAGGUCUACAGCUGGACUCACAGACACAGCGUUCCAGUAGGGACUCUCUACACUGUUCUAGUGGCUACAGUACCCAGAGUACCACCCCAUGCUGUUCAGAGGACACCAUACCCUCACAAGUGUCAGACUACGACUAUUUCUCCAUGGGAGGGGACCAGGAGUUUGACCAGCAGGAGUUUGACAAAUCAUCCACCAUCCCCCGUAACAGUGACAUCAGCCAGUCCUACCGUAGGAUGUUCCAGUCCAAGAGACCAGCGUCCACCGCCGGCCUACCUUCUACAGCCGGCUCCGUCAUCAUGACCCCUGGGGUCGCCACCAUCCGCCGCACGCCCUCCACCAAGCCCUCGGCCCGCCGUGGGACCACCGGCCCCAUCCCCAUCCGAACCCCCGUCAUCCCAGUCAAGAUCCCCACCGUGCCUGGCCUAGUUGGGGGAGGAUUCCCUGGGGGCCUGGGGGUUCCUGGAGGACCAGGAGUAGGGGCGGAGGAACCAGAGGAGGCCCAGAGCCCUGAGUCUCCAGCCCAGGGAGAGGAGGGGGAGCUGGGUGUACUUCCCCUGGCGUUCUGGAGUGGUCAAGCAACCACCAACCCUCCCCUGGCCCCUCACCAGCCUGGGGUCCAGUGUCAGGGCGAGGGGGGGUCCCUGGAGGAUGGGGAGGUUAUGGAUGGUCAGGGGGGAAACAUGCUGCUGGUUAUCCAGAGAGGGGUCAAGCUGAAGAGGACCAAUACCAACGAUCGCUCAGCACCGCGCAUCGUAUAAGAGGAGAGCCACCGUGGCACCAUGCAGAAUCAGAGGAGGGUAUCCUGCCUAGCUGUACCUAGCUAGCCUACCGCCUGCCCAUUGACAGGACAAACAGGACAGAAGUCAUGUCCAUUCCAAGUGAUGCUGUGUGUGGUGACAGACAGAGCUCUACACGUCGUCUCAGACGGUGCAGAAGCUGCUCUCUUGUUGGACAGACAGUGGAGCAGCACAGACUUGUGUUAAUUAUGUUCUCUUUUAGUUCUGAAUAUGGAAAUAAUUAUGCAUGGUAUUUUUAUCUUUGUUGCUUCCUGGGGCCCUGUUCUGUUGACUCUAGUCCUCCCACCCCCAUUCCUCCCCUCCUCAGUUCUGUUGACUCUAGUCCUCCCACCCCCGUUCCUCCCCUCCUCAGUUCUGUUG
Molecule: messenger RNA, 3437 nt
Organism: Salmo salar (Atlantic salmon)
Lineage: Eukaryota; Metazoa; Chordata; Actinopteri; Salmoniformes; Salmonidae
Source: RefSeq, a predicted model, not a curated record